UGCUGCAGUAGCUUUGACUGGACAGCGUGAAUGACACUCAAGAAACUCGUGUUCACACCGCAUGUGGCGCAACGGAGAGAGGAGGCGUAAACAUCAGAGUCGCGUAGCUAGGUAGCUAAGUAAGAUUAUGGAGAUGAGUAGCAGCGAGUGCUUCCGAUGUGGACGUCCUGGGCAUUGGAUCAAGAACUGUCCCGAGGCCGGGGGGCGUGGUCGCGGCAGGGGCCGAGGAAGAGGAAAGGAUCUGUUCUGCUAUCGCUGUGGAGAGCAAGGUCACAUUGCCAGGGACUGUGAACAGACUGAGGAUGCUUGCUACAACUGCCACCGGAGUGGCCAUAUUUCCCGGGACUGCAAGGAACCUAAGAAGGAAAGGGAGCAGUGUUGCUACAGCUGUGGCAAAGCUGGCCAUGUGGCCCGGGACUGUGACCAUGCCAACGAGCAGAAGUGCUACUCCUGCGGAGGCUUCGGUCACAUCCAGAAACUUUGCGAUAAAGUCAAAUGUUACAGGUGUGGUGAGAUCGGCCAUGUUGCUGUGCAGUGCAGCAAAGCCAGCGAGGUGAACUGCUACAAGUGUGGAAACACCGGCCACCUGGCCAAAGAGUGUACCAUCGAAGCCACCGCAUAAUCAGUGCCCUUUGUUGCCCCUCCUAUUUUUUUCUGAUUUGAUGGUUGGUUGUAUUAUUUUCUCUGAAUCCUCUUCACUGGCCAAAGGUUGGCUGACAGAGGCUAGUCCCGGGCCAGUGAGCCUCUCGACAUGUAAUAUGAAGAAAGGGGGGAAAAUAUCUUUAUGCAUUCAAUACAAAAAAAUGUUUGUUUAGUUUGGUAGCGGUGUUACAGUAUGUAUAAUGCUUUGUUAAAGAACCCCCUUUCCCAGCCACUGGUGAGCAGAGAUGAAUGAAUGGGACUAAAUAUAUGGGAUAUAGAGGACCUGGGCUUGUGGAAAGUAAGUCUCAGUAAGAUGGGGAGGAAGAAGGGAGUAAAAGGAAACCUGAACUUCCAUGUAUGGUUAUUUUUGGUUUGUUUUAGUGGGAAAACAUGAGUUGGCCAAGAGCGUAUGAUGUGGGAAACAGGUCACAGCAUAUGAUCCAUCUGCAUCUGGGCCCAACAAGCAGCUAAGUGCCGGGCGAUAACAAACUACGUUAUAUCGGUAAAUGCCGUUACAUUUUGGAGGAAUUGAAAGAAUCUUAAGUUCUUUUAUAAAAAAAGAAAUGUGUUUACAAUUUCAAGGAGCAGGCUAUCACAAAAUAGACCAAGGUAGAUUUUUCCCAAUAUGAUUUUGGAAAUGUUUAUCUUGGAGAAAAAAUUAGCAUCAAGAGCAGUUGUCAGAUCAUCAGAAUUAGCAGUUAUUUGGGAAUGGAGAAUGUUUUCACAGAAAUCAAAUGUUAUUUUUGUACAAUAUCACUUAGACUACUGUAAAAAUACCAUUUGCUUGUACUCAGUUUUUAAGUCGGAAGGAAAAUGCAACUGAAGUCCUAGAACAUAGAAAUGUAAUUUUAAACUAUCAAUAAAGCGGGAGGAGCACGGGGAAGAAGA
Messenger RNA from Esox lucius (northern pike), 1530 nucleotides. RefSeq names its product CCHC-type zinc finger, nucleic acid binding protein a (gene cnbpa). Gene Ontology annotation, cellular component: cytoplasm. The record is from RefSeq and is a predicted model, not a curated record. Gene Ontology annotation, biological process: positive regulation of cytoplasmic translation. Lineage: Eukaryota; Metazoa; Chordata; Actinopteri; Esociformes; Esocidae. The transcript is spliced from 5 exons. Bases 128 to 622 code for a protein of 164 amino acids. Gene Ontology annotation, molecular function: translation regulator activity; single-stranded RNA binding; mRNA binding.